Asparagus officinalis (garden asparagus) is the source of this 1943-nucleotide messenger RNA. Its product is annotated as cytochrome P450 71A1-like. Bases 130 to 1785 code for a protein of 551 amino acids. Lineage: Eukaryota; Viridiplantae; Streptophyta; Magnoliopsida; Asparagales; Asparagaceae. The transcript has 4 exons. The record is from RefSeq and is a predicted model, not a curated record. Gene Ontology annotation, molecular function: monooxygenase activity; oxidoreductase activity, acting on paired donors, with incorporation or reduction of molecular oxygen; iron ion binding.
AUUUAGCGGGGUUUUCCACGUAACUCUGUGUGUUCAUUUUAUUACUUUUGCUCUACUAUUCACUGGGACCUUGCACUAUUAGGCCCCGGAUUUGUCCCAACAUACACAACAUCCACUUGUUUCGAGCAAAUGCAUGGCAACAAAAGCAAUCAACCAAGUACCACUCAUGCAAAAUUUUAUAACAAAAAAAAUGAGAAGAAAAAAGAAAUUAUUUCACAGCCAAUGCUACUUGCUCUACUCUAUAUAUGUAUGGAUAAGCAACCCCAUCACUUCCACUCCUCACAAGAGCAAAUGGCAGUCUCGGUCAUACUACUACUACUACUCUCUUUCAUUAUCAUCCUCCCAUUCCUUCUCUCCUCAUACAAAUCCAGAUCAAAAUCCAAACCCAAUGCCCCGCCAGGCCCACGGCCGCUACCCAUCAUCGGAAACCUCCACCAGGUCGGCCCCAUCGCCCACCGCUCCUUCUACAUUCUCUCCAAGACCUACGGCCCCCUCUUCCGGCUAAACCUUGGCAAAGUGCCUGCACUUGUCAUCUCCUCCCCUUCCGUCGCCCAACAAGUCCUCAAAACUCACGACCUCGCCUUCUGCUCCCGACCUCCUCUCAUCACCUUUCAAGAAUACUCCUUCAACGGCUGUGACGUCGCUGCAGCUGCAUACGGCGAUCACUGGUGCAACCUGCGCAAGAUCUUCAUCCUCGAGCUUCUCAGCUCUAAGAAGCUCCCCUCGUUCGUAUCAGCCCGUGAACAAGAGACACAAAUGAUGGUGGAGUCGAUCAAAGCUCGUGCUGAUGACAAAUCGGUGGUUAACAUCACUGCACACAUGAUACGGAUGGCUAACAAUCUCAUAUGCAGGGUUGCGUUCGGGUACAAGGAUGAAGGUGAGUAUGGAGAGAAGAGUAGGUUUCAGGAGAUUCUUCAUGAGGCUCAUGGUUUGAUGGCGAGUCUUUUCGUGGCUGAUUACUUCCCAGGGUUUGGAUGGAUCGAUCUGUUGACUGGGCAGAUGAGGAGGCUGAAGAGGAACUCGAGGAAGCUUGACGAGUUCUAUCAGGAGGUGAUCGACCAACAUUUGAAGGAUGGGGAGAAGGAGGAGAGUUCUGAAGAGUACAUUGUUGAUGUUAUGUUAAGGUUGUGGAAAGAAGGAGAGCAGCUCUCUAUGGAUCAUAUCAAGGGAGCUCUCAUGAAUAUUUUCAUUGCGGGAACAGACACAUCUGCAGCGACAGUUAUAUGGGCAAUGUCAGAGCUCAUGAGGAACCCGGCGGUGAUGAAGAAAGCGCAACGCACAGUGAGAGAAGUGGUAGGAAAUAAAGGAAAGGUUGAGGAAGCUGAUCUCCCUAAGCUUCGGUACAUCAGGUUCGUAAUAAAUGAGACUCUGAGGUUGCACCCUCCACUUCCUUUAUUGAUACCAAGAGAAACAACCCAGCACUGCAAGAUCAACGGUUACGAUAUCGAUCCGAAGACUAGGGUGUUUGUCAGCGCGUGGGCGAUAGGGAGAGAUGAAGAAUCUUGGGAGAACCCCGAGGAAUUCAAUCCCGAUAGGUUCAUUGGAAUCUCAGUCGAUUACAAGGGCCAUGAUUUCAAGUUCUUACCAUUUGGUGCGGGUCGAAGAAUCUGCCCAGGCAUCAACUUUGGAGUCGCGAGCGCAGAGCUCGCUCUCGCGAAUUUACUUAAUGCUUUUAAUUGGGAAUUGCCACCUGGAACGAGGAAGGAAGACAUCGAUAUGUUUGAAGCUCCUGGUGUGGUGGCACACAAGAACACUGAUCUCUGUCUUGUUGCUGCAAAUAAUUAGAAUCUCAUCAGGUAAGAGCCUCUUUAAAAGGAGAAUGGGUGGUAACUCUCAAAAAAUCAAUGUAAACAAGGUUCCAAAGUUUGAUGUUUGCUAUGUAAUUUUAGGCUUAUAUGAAUUUCGAGCUUCUGGUACAAUCUAUGCCUAAUUUUUUUAUGGGA